UGCACGUCUCCAAGUGCAGAACUUGGCUACAACCUUCCUUCUUUGUCGAGACUCUCUUCCGUACAGCUGAGAGAAGAAACUACUUCUAACUUCCAGAUGAGCACGAAUGAAGUUUUGGAGGAAAGCCUGGUGCAACACUUUCCGCAGGUGGAUUCCUCAGGAGAGAAGAGACUUCAGGAUGAACAGCUGCCAAGGGCUUUGGGGCUCAAAGAAGCUUUGGGGCUCUUGUCAGGACAAGACUUACAGACAUUGUGCUGCACUGAUGGCUUUUCCGUGACUGAUUUACGCGCUCUUUGUUAAGAGCAGAUGCCCAAUGAAGGUAGAGCUUUGAGCAUGCGCUUAAUCGUGGUGUUUUACUGCUCAGUACAACACUUGCAUUGUGUUAUGAAAAUAAUGGCUUUGGGCUAGGCAAUCUUUCUUUCCUAAAAGUUGUGGAUCAAUAGUUAAAACCACAAUGAAGUGUAUUUUCUCUCUUUGCCAAAGUGAAUGCACUGCUCUUUUCAAAUUUUAACUAAUCUUUUGAAAUUUUAAAUGCUGUGCAAAAUUGCAGUUAAAAUGCCAUAAACCAAGCUCACUGUGAUUUUCUUCUUGUAAAAAAUUUUAAAAUAACUUUAAAACAGUAAGCAGAUUAUGCUGAUGGUAGGAAAAUGUUAAAAAAUAAGCAUAAAAAGAAAAUAAAAAUCAACUCUUACCUCAUCAUCCAGAAAUAACUAUCCACUCUUAACUUUUGGGUUGCUGUAUAUUAUUAACUGAGAAUUUAAACAUUGUUUCGUGGUCAAGUAUAAGAAUCUAAACAAAGUACUUCUUCUCAAAACAUCUUUAAGUGCUCAAUAAAUGUUUCCUAAUAUGCAGCCCUUCUACUUGAGGAUAGCUGGAGACAUGUGUAUCAGUUAGAUCUCCCUAAAACCCAGAGAAUAUUUGAGUAAUGAGCUCCUUCCUAUAGUCUGGGCUGCUUUGGUUUUGCCUUCCUACUGCUGAGAUAAAAGGACAUUGUGUUGGGGCACCUGGGUGGCUCAGUCGGUUGAACCUGCGACUUCCGCCCAGGUCAUCAGGUCAUGAUCUGACAGUCGGUGAGUUGGAGCCUU
Messenger RNA from Leopardus geoffroyi (Geoffroy's cat), 1085 nucleotides. RefSeq names its product insulin like 5 (gene INSL5). The record is from RefSeq and is a predicted model, not a curated record. Lineage: Eukaryota; Metazoa; Chordata; Mammalia; Carnivora; Felidae.